UACCCCUUGUGAUAACAAACUCACAGUCACAUGUACAGUGUCUACAGCCAUGUGUACACAGUCACAUACACAAUGUCUACAAUGUCUGAAUUGUGUACACAGUCACAUACACAAUGUUUACAGUGUCUACAGACAAGUCACAUACACAAUGUCUACAGACAUGAGUACACAGUCACAUACACAAUGUCUACACAGUGUCUACAGCCAUGUGUACACAGUCACAUAUACAGUGUCUACAGUCAUGUGUACACAGUCACAUAUACAAUGUCUACAAUGUCUGAAUUGUGUACACAGUCACAUACACAGUGUCUACAGCCAUGAGUACACAGUCACAUAUACAGUGUCUACAGUCAUGUGUACACAGUCACAUAUACAAUGUCUACAAUGUCUGAAUUGUGUACACAGUCACAUACACAGUGUCUACAGCCAUGAGUACACAGUCACAUACACAAUGUCUACAGUCAUGUGUACACAGUCACAUACACAAUGUCUACAAUGUCUGAAUUGUGUACACAGUCACAUACACAAUGUCUACACAGUGUCUACAGCCAUGAGUACAGUCACAUACACAGUGUCUACAGCCAUGAGUACAGUCACAUACACAAUGUCUACAGCCAUGUGUACACAGUCACAUACACAGUGUCUAGUCACAUACAGUCUACACAUGCACAUACUGUCUACAGUGACACUACACCUGAACAAUCUGUCUAUGGUUAUUCUAGAGGGAAAUAUUAACAGGAGCCUCGGAGCAAAGGGCAAUGUAUUUUCGUCCUU
Molecule: messenger RNA, 774 nt
Organism: Pomacea canaliculata
Lineage: Eukaryota; Metazoa; Mollusca; Gastropoda; Architaenioglossa; Ampullariidae
Exons: 2
Source: RefSeq, a predicted model, not a curated record